AUGCCGACCACCGGGUCCUGGCUUUCGCUGACGACCUCUGCCUCCGUCGACAGUGCCCCUGCCCUUCAGUUGAAGGUUGACGAAGCACGAGCAGGGCUGGAACGCCUUGGGCUCACGAUCAAUGCCAGCAAGUGCGCCUCCCUUCACCUCUCCGGACGACCCCCCGUUGGAGUGCGAGACAGCGUGUUCUCAAUCCUUGGGGCCCCGAUGAAGCCGCUAGCUGAAGGUGACGCUGCCGCGUUCCUUGGCGCCCAGGUGGGCUUCCAUGUAAUUCCACACAAGUCCACGCUCGCAGACAUCAUUGAGCUGGGACUCAAGAUUGCUAGGAGCAAGUUGGCUCCAUGGCAAAGAAUUGAUGCACUCAAAACCUUCUUCUUCCCCUCUGCGGUCCACCUCCAAUGCAUGGGAACGUUUGCCAAAACAGAUUGGAAGACCAUCGACGACAUAUUGCGACCAGAAAUUAAAGCCACCCUCAACCUCCCACAGGAGGCAUCAAAUGAAUACAUCUACGGUUCUACUUUGCGCGGAUGCUGCGGGAUCACGAGGCUGGCGGAGGACUCAGAUAUUGCAGCCAUUGACAGUGCCUUCAAACUCCUCACCUCCUCUGAUGGACGAGUCACGAGGGAAGCGGUUGACCACGUGAGGAGCGUCACCUGCCGGAGGAUUGGCCGAACCCCCUCCAACAAUGAGGUUGGUAGCUAUUUAUCCGGAGAUAAUGAGGGGCCCUUCCGCGAGAACCGAGGCAGUGGGGUUGCCAGCGUUUGGUCCCGCGCCCGUAACGCCUCCGGGAGACUGGCUGCAUCCUGGUCCCUGGACGGCCCCCCCUCUAUUUCCCACGCGGGAACUACUAUGCGUGCGAAGCAGAGGAGGGAAGUUAUGAAAACCAUUCGCGAUCACUAUCGCAUUGCAAGAGGCCAGGUGCUUAUUAACAAACCGGACCAAGGUAGCGCCAUGGAGUGUGUGGCUGUGCACGCCGCGUCCAACCACUUUUUCAAGACGGGAGACUUCUGCCGGUUCGCCGACUGGAGGUUCGUCCACAGAGCGAGGCUCAACCUGGUACCGCUGAAUGGGUCUUCAUCCUGGAGGACUGGUGACCGCCGAUGUCGACGUUGUGGGAACAACGUAGAAAGUCUCGCCCAUGUUGUCAAUCAUUGUAUGCGAUACACCAGCCUCUACAUGGCCAGACACAACUCCCCCGUAGCCAGAUUAAAAAAGGCAGUCGCCGGGAGGUUUGAGGUUGUGUCCGAGAACCAGGCGAUAUGCACUCAACGCCUCAGGCCUGACCUCGUUCUCAGGAAGGGCACCACAACCUUGAUCAUCGACGCCACAUUACCCUUUGACAACCGAAUCAAGGUGUUCGAAGAAGCCGCCACUGAGAAGAGGACCAAGUACGAGGGACUAAAAAAGGAGAUUGCGAAUGACCACCCAGGAGAAGUCACAGUAUUCCCGUUCAUUGUCGGCUCCUUGGGCUCCUGGGAUCCGGCCAAUGACGUUCUAGUAAAACUGCUAUGCAGCACAUCGUAUGCUAAGCUACUGCGGAAACUGUGUGUCAGCGAGGUCCUCGGAUAUUCAAGGGACAUCUUCACUGAACACAUCAGCGGGGCCCGAGCAAGGCACGGCUAA
Molecule: messenger RNA, 1623 nt
Organism: Acyrthosiphon pisum (pea aphid)
Lineage: Eukaryota; Metazoa; Arthropoda; Insecta; Hemiptera; Aphididae
Exons: 1
Coding region: 1-1623 (540 amino acids)
Source: RefSeq, a predicted model, not a curated record